GUAUUUUGGGUCCGGCCUGCUCGCCGUCCGCUCCGUCCGCCCUUAGACCUGUUGCCCAGCAUCCCUGCAGUUCGCGGUACAGUCUCUAGUAGAGCGCGUGUAUAGAGGCAGAGAGGAGUGAAGUCCACAGUUCCUCUCCUCCAAGAGCCUGCCGACCAUGCCCGCGGGCGUGCCCAUGUCCACCUACCUGAAAAUGUUCGCAGCCAGUCUCCUGGCCAUGUGCGCAGGGGCAGAAGUGGUGCACAGGUACUACCGACCGGACCUGGUGAGUGCGGGAGGGCUACUAUUUUAUUUUUGAGCUAAAUAUACCUCAUUUCUUUGUAAAUUACCCAGCCUUAGGCAUUCCUUUAUAGCAAUGCAGAUGCUCCUGGACCACUCCAUUCUCCUCGUGGCAGCAAAAGUGAUCUUGAACGAAAUUAGGAUCACAUUUGCCCUGGGCCCAAAACCUUUGGAUGGCAUCCCAUUGCAUCUAGGGCAAUGCAUGGCCUGUGAGGUCUUACACAGUCUGGCCGCUGCCUACCUGUGGCCUAUCUGCCACCAUUUUACCAGUUCUUUCCCCUGUUAACAUUCACGCCUGCUUCCUUGCUGUUUCUCCAACUCAUCAAACCUGUCCCCAUUUCGAGGCCAUUCUUUUCAUUAUCCUUGGCAUGUCCUCCUCCCCCCACCACCCCCCCAACAACUUGGCUUGGUUUCCUUCUUCAAAACUUCAAGUCUUAGCACAAGUCUCUCCUCCAGCAAUGAGGGUCCUUGGGUUAGCUCCCAAAGAAUUCCUCCUCUGCGAUUCCGUCUCAUCUUUUGUUUCCAUAGAGCACUUGUCUGCAGUUCUUUGUCUAUUUAUUUGUUCUUUGUCAGUUUGCUUCAGUAGAAUGUAAGCUCCAGACUAUGUCUGUCUGGUUCAGUCUUGUAUCUCAACUGCUUGGAAUGUAGCAGACACUCAAUAAGUAUUUGUUGAAUGAAGGAUGAGUGACUAUAGGCAUUCAAAGGAAGGAGAAAUUUAAAUUAAUUUUAAUAAGCAUUCAUUAGGAACUAGAAUUAAAGGUUCUUUUCAGGAAUUAGAGUCUUGGGGAGGUGGAGAUGAGAAAGUAUGGCACAAAUAAUUACAAGAAUGUGCUGUUAUGCUAUAGGUGUGAAUAGUGGUUUGGAGCACAAUGUUGGGAGCAGUCAUUUCUGUUUGGACUCUGCCUGGACAGAUGAGAAACAGGUUGAGAAGAGUGAAGUUGAUUUCUCAAAGUCACAUAGCUUAGUGAGACGAUUUGAGGAUCUGAAGCCCAAGCUUUCUGUUUGCAAAACUGGAUCACAAGUCUUUCGGUCGGAGAACUGGAAGGUCUGGGCAGAGUCGAGCAGAGGAGACCAUGAUGACUGCCUAGACUUGUGCUCAGUGCUGUGUUGGGGAGAACUGCUACAGACAAUACCUGAAAUUCCACCAAAGCGUGGAGAACUCAAAACGGAGCUUUUGGGACUGAAAGAAAGAAAACACAAACCUCAAGUUUCUCAACAGGAGGAACUUAAAUAACUAUGCCAAGAAUUCUGUGAAUAAUAUAAGUCUUAAAUAUGUAUUUCUUAAUUUAUUGCAUCAAACUACUUGUCCUUAAGCACUUAGUCUAAUGCUAACUGCAAGAGGAGGUGCUCAGUGGAUGUUUAGCCGAUACGUUGAAAUUUAAUUACGGUUUGAUUGAUAUUUCUUGAAAACUGCCAAAGCACAUAUCAUCAAACCAUUUCAUGAAUAUGGUUUGGAAGAUGUUUAGUCUUGAAUAUAACGCGAAAUAGAAUAUUUGUAAGUCUACUAUAUGGGUUGUCUUUAUUUCAUAUAAAUUAAGAAAUUAUUUAAAACUAUGAACUAGUUUCAUUAAUUGAAUUUGCUAAGUGGAGUUAUUUCUCAUUGCUAAACUGUUUUUUUUCAAAUUCUAGAUCUCUGCUAACUUUAGUAAAUGAACACUAAAGUGGUGAGCUUUGAUAAUGCAUUUUGUGGAUACAAAAUCAUCGCCUCAUCACUUUCUAGAAUGAAAGGCUGGGGGCAUUGCUCACCUUUUGCGUGAAGAAAAGACCUGUCCCUUAGAGCCAGUUUUUGCUUAAGGGGAGGACAGACCGUCGUCACCCAGUGGACCACGUGAAUGAAUGGAUGCAGUGCAUGCUUUAGAAGCACCGCAUACCUCCUUUUACAGGUACAGAGUAAGUGGUCUGGCUACUGAGGGAAAGAGUCAUGAUUUGAAUCCGAGUCUUCUGUAAGACAAUGACUUCAUGAAGGUGAAAAAUCAGUUUUAUGGUUAUUAAAGUAAAAAUUUACCUUGGGUAAAAAUGCCAUCUUUAUUUCAUUAAGUACUGGUUCUAAGUGACUUCCAAUAAGAUACAUUUUCUUCCUGUUUUGAAGUUGAUCCCCAUUGUGAAAAAUAUACAUUGUAGUGGUCAUGGAAAUGCGCCAUCCAUACUCCCUAAGGCAGGCUUGUUGCCCUAGUAUCAAGCAUGCCAGCAGCUUUCAAUGGUCAGCUUCUAGAAGGAUUGCCUCGGCUAUGGUGGCCUUGCUCAAAGCCAUGCCUCCUGAAGGGGCCCAAAUCCAGUGACUGUUGGAGGUGAGAAUAGAAAGGCCUGGCCACUUCAGCACGUGAGUGGUGGGCAACUCUGCUGGGCCCACCACAACUCCCUAUGGGGUUUAGGGACACUGUCUUUGGAUCUGCAUUGCAACUCAACUUAUACCUCUGCUCAGUCCUGUUUCCUUUCUCAGGUGUUGAUCGAAGGGUGUGCCUUCAUAGACCCCCUGCUAAACUGCACCUCAGUGUUUCUUGGAGAACCAAAUCUGUAACAUAUAUGCAUUAAAAAUUAAAGGCAGUACUAUAUUAUCCCCUAA
Homo sapiens (human) is the source of this 2842-nucleotide messenger RNA. It is a transcript of the gene UQCC6, whose product is annotated as ubiquinol-cytochrome c reductase complex assembly factor 6. The coding region runs from base 1085 to 1513 and encodes 142 amino acids. The transcript has 5 exons. Gene Ontology annotation, biological process: mitochondrial respiratory chain complex III assembly. The record is from RefSeq and is a predicted model, not a curated record. Lineage: Eukaryota; Metazoa; Chordata; Mammalia; Primates; Hominidae. Gene Ontology annotation, cellular component: mitochondrial inner membrane.